AUGGGCGUCAUAAAAGUGACUCCGGACACCGCGUCUCUAAUCUCCGCCUGCGACAUGCUCGACGAUAUGAAGAGCGAGUCAAGUUACACGUCAUCAGAAGAGGGAUGCGGAGGUGGCGAGCGCCAUGCCGUGCUCAGCUAUGAGCAGGUGCGGCGACUUAACGACGUCAUGGACGAAGUGGUACCCAUCCACGGCCGCGGAAACUUCCCCACGCUACACGUGCGCCUGCGCGAACUCGUCGCUGGUGUUCGCGCUCGGCUGGAAGCCCCACAAGCCGCUGGUGGAGCGGGAGUAGCAGUACGUGAUGUCAGACUUAACGGAGGUGCGGCCAGUCACGUUCUCACCGACCGCGCUCAGCCAUAUUCUGAUAUCGACCUAAUCUUCAAAGCAGAACUGCCUACCGCCCGCCACUGUGACCGCGUCAAAGCUGCUGUGCUAGGACAUCUUUCUACUCUCCUUCCUCCUGCUACGCCACGCCGCCGUGCAACACCUGCAGGUCUAAAAGAAGCUUAUGUCUCAAAAAUGGUACGCGUCAAUUCGGAUGGAGAUCGCUGGUCUUUGAUCUCACUUGGCAACUCCCGUGGCCAUAAAUCUGUUGAGCUGAAAUUCGUGGACACGAUGCGUCGCCAAUUCGAGUUCUCUGUAGACUCGUUCCAGAUCGCUCUAGAUUCAUUACUGGCGUUCCACGAAUGCGCCCAACUACCCAUCGGUGAGAACUUCUACCCGACCGUCGUCGGUGAAUCUGUAUACGGGGACUUUCACGAGGCCCUGCACCAUCUGGCCGAGAAAUUCAUCGCGACAAGGCAGCCGGAAGAGAUUCGCGGUGGCGGUCUGCUCAAAUACUGCGCCCUCCUCGCAAAACGCUACCGGCCGGCGCGGCCGGACAAAAUCAAAACUCUUGAGCGAUACAUGUGCUCGAGAUUCUUCAUAGACUUCCCGGAGCUCGGGCAACAACGCGCUAAGCUCGAAGCCUACCUGCGGAACCAUUUCGUCGGCAGGGAAGAGGAAGCGCUCAAGCAUAGGUACCUGACAUUGCUGCACGGUGUGGUACGAGAGUCGACGGUUUGUCUGAUGGGACACGAGCGACGGCAAACGUUGGCUCUAAUCGAGGCACUGGCUUGUCGCGAAUUGUGCGCGCGCGCACCCCUCAUGAUGGCUCCGCAGUACUACGUGUGCGUGUGCGCGGCAUGUGCCGCCUGCGCAGCUUGCGCGCCGUGCGCGGCGUGCAUGGGUUGCACGGCGUGCCCGCCAGCCGCGUGCGCGCCGGUGCCUGCCGCACUGCCCGCGCCGUACUGCGAGUGCUGCCGCGCGGCCACGUGCCCCGCGUGA
This is a messenger RNA of Arctia plantaginis, 1329 nucleotides long. The record is from the annotation of a GenBank genome assembly. NCBI's taxonomy places the organism in Eukaryota, Metazoa, Arthropoda, Insecta, Lepidoptera, Erebidae.